Molecule: messenger RNA, 1008 nt
Organism: Camelina sativa (false flax)
Lineage: Eukaryota; Viridiplantae; Streptophyta; Magnoliopsida; Brassicales; Brassicaceae
Source: RefSeq, a predicted model, not a curated record
AUGGUUGCAAUCGCUGAAACAGUUGACACACAAAGUCUCCUCAACAUCAACAUGAUGAACAUCACUAAACUCACAUCAACAAACUACAUGACAUGGAGCCUCCAGGUUCACUCCCUCCUUGACGGCUACGAUCUUGCUGGAUAUGUCGAUGGCACUUCCGUUCCUCCAGAUUCCAUGCUCACUACCUCAGAUCCGCCUACUCCAAAUCCAGCCUAUGCGACAUGGAGACGACAAGAUAAGCUCAUCUUUAGUGGGCUUCUUGGUACCCUCUCUCCCGCCUUGCAGUCCCUGGUGUCUAAAACCAAAUCUUCUGCUGAGAUGUGGAAGACAAUCUCUGCCACCUAUGCUAAUCCAAGUUGGGGUCACAUUCAACAACUUCGUCUCCAGAUCAAGCAAGCUGUUAAAGGUGACAAAACCAUUGAUGAAUAUAUGCAAUCUCUCACUACUAGAUUUGAUCAACUUGCUCUCCUUGGUAAACCACUUGCACAUGAAGAGCAACUCGAGUACAUCUUUGGUGGUCUUCCAGAAGAUUACAAGACUGUCAUUGAUCAAGUGGAGGGUCGUGAGACUCCACCAUCGAUUAUUGAGGUGCAUGAGAAACUCAUCAACAAAGAAGCCAAGCUUCUCGCUGCUGCUCUGUCUGUUGUCACCACUGGACCCACUUCUGCUCAUGUUGCCACCAAUCGGUCAUCUCACGCCUCCGGAAAGCAGUCUUAUCGUCCUCACCAGCCAUGGAACAACAACAACAACAACAACAAGUAUCGUCAUCAAUACUCACGACAAGAUACUCGUAUGACUAGAGGCUAUCAAGGCAAGUGCCAAAUCUGUGGUGUGUUGGGCACAGUGCCAAACGGUGCUCUCAGCUUCAACAACAGCCACACUUUGGCUCUCAAAGUGGUCUGCUUCCGCCUCCCUUCCGUCCGUGGCAACCACGUGCAAAUCUGGCGGUCGGACAUCAACAACCAACAACCUCAUGGCUCCUUGAUAGCGGUGCUACUCAUCACAUGA